This is a messenger RNA of Marchantia polymorpha subsp. ruderalis, 1287 nucleotides long. The record is from the annotation of a GenBank genome assembly. Lineage: Eukaryota; Viridiplantae; Streptophyta; Marchantiopsida; Marchantiales; Marchantiaceae.
GCGAAUAUGCCAGCAAGCAAGCGAGCCAGCAAGCAAGCAGGCUCUGUUCCUAUCGUGCUUUGUGACGGACGCUGGGAAGGCAGGAGAAUAGUGGUUUCGGUGACGAUGAAUCGGAAGUUUUGACCGAUGUAGUGGCAGAUCCAUCCGCAGAGACGCUUCAGGCGCGUUGGGAACGAUGGAUUUGGUGAACAAUAUUGUGAAUGAUCUGCAAGUGCUGAAAACAAUAUGGUUCAGUAAAAUCUCUGGAGAUUCUCACAAGGAGCGGCUGGAGAACUUCUAUGGACCUCAAGCUGAUGCAUAUGAUCAUUUUCGGGCGAAAUUUUUGCAUGGAAGAAGGGGCAUGAUCAAGGCCUGUGCGGCGAAAAUCAACAACCUCGGCGAACGACCAGGUCUUGUGUGGGUGGAUCUGGGUGGUGGAACCGGCGAGAAUGUAGAUAUGAUGGCAGAGUAUGUUGAUCUGUCUAAGUUCGAGAAGAUUUAUGUGGUAGACCUCUGCGGUCCUCUGUGUGAAGUCUCAAAGAAAAAGGCCCAGACUCGAGGAUGGAAAAAUGUCGAAGUUGUUGAAGCAGAUGUAUGCGAAUUUGAGCCGGAAUCAAAGCGUGCUACCCUUGUCACCUUCUCUUACUCCCUUUCAAUGAUUCCACCUUUCAUGGCAGCUGUGGACAAGGCUUUAUCAUAUCUUGAUCAAGCUGUCGGAAUACUUGGUGUGGCGGACUUCUACACAUCCAUGAAGUACGACUCAUUAGACCGGCAACAUGGAUACCUAACUCGAUGGUUCUGGAGAGCCAUAUUUGACAUGGAUAAUAUAGAACUCGGACCGGAGCGUCGACUGUACUUAGACCACACUCUUGAGCGAGUCUACGAAGAGAACAAAUCUGGCGGCAUACCUUAUGUACCUUUCUUGAAAGUACCAUAUUUUAUCUGGCUCGGAAGAGUGAGGCACUUGGGGGCUGCGAACGGCAUUUAGGAAGAAAGUCCAACUUUCCCUAGUUGUAUCAGUUGAUACCGUAUUAAUCUAGAAGGGAAAUUAGCAACAUAUACGGUGGACGGUUUCAAAGCUCACUGAUUGAGACUUGCUCUAGUGAUCAGAAUCCAGGGCCGCAUUUCAAACUUCCAAAUUGGAUUUAGUUUUGCAGUAACCUCUCACUAUAUGCUCAUGAGUAGAAGAUUCAUCUCCUCUGAUUAUUAUAUGGGGUCUCACUGCAAGUCUGGCCGUCAUUUUGUAAACAUUUGUAAAAUUUCAAAACCUCAAAUUUAUAGCUUCAUUGAUCACGUUUUUUAUAUUGU